Rhineura floridana is the source of this 2088-nucleotide messenger RNA. It is a transcript of the gene EIF1AX, whose product is annotated as eukaryotic translation initiation factor 1A X-linked. The coding region runs from base 245 to 679 and encodes 144 amino acids. The transcript is spliced from 7 exons. The record is from RefSeq and is a predicted model, not a curated record. Gene Ontology annotation, molecular function: translation initiation factor activity; RNA binding. Gene Ontology annotation, biological process: translational initiation. Lineage: Eukaryota; Metazoa; Chordata; Lepidosauria; Squamata; Rhineuridae. Gene Ontology annotation, cellular component: cytoplasm.
GCAAGUGAAGUGCAUUCUGGGACCGACGACGAGAACCUUUCCUUCCUCCUUUCUCUUCUGAGGGCCUCGGCUGAUCUCGCAUUGCACUUUUCCGCUGUCGCGAGAAACGUGUCACCGCGUCGUGUUCUUUCACGGUCUUCUGCUUGCCUCAACCAGGAGCACGAGAAGGGGAACCCCCCCUUUUCUUUCUUUUCGCGUUUGCCGUCGCUGCGCCCGCUAAGCAGUAUCCGCCGCCACUGCCGCCAUGCCGAAGAAUAAAGGUAAGGGAGGUAAAAACAGAAGACGAGGCAAGAAUGAGAAUGAAUCAGAAAAAAGAGAACUGGUGUUCAAAGAAGAUGGACAAGAGUAUGCCCAGGUUAUCAAGAUGUUGGGAAAUGGCAGACUGGAGGCAUUAUGUUUUGAUGGGGUAAAGAGGUUAUGUCAUAUCAGAGGAAAGUUAAGAAAAAAGGUUUGGAUAAAUACAUCAGAUAUCAUAUUGGUGGGUUUAAGAGACUACCAGGAUAACAAGGCUGAUGUCAUUCUAAAGUACAAUGCAGAUGAAGCCAGAAGUCUGAAAGCAUAUGGAGAACUCCCUGAGCAUGCCAAAAUUAAUGAAACUGAUACAUUUGGGCCUGGUGAUGAUGACGAAAUCCAAUUUGAUGAUAUUGGAGAUGAUGAUGAAGAUAUUGAUGAUAUCUAAAUGGAACCGAGGAAUACAUUCCAACUUUCCACCUCAAGAAUUAUUUUGUUUUCAAGUCUGUAUCUUUAAGAAGACUGAAACUGCAUAACAUUUGUAGUUACAACAAACCAAUAUGUUGCCCAGUGUUUAAGUAUUUAUGUUUCUUUAAAAAAAAAGAUAAUGUUGGACUCUCAAAAGUUAAAUAUUACAACUAUUUUUGUCUCUUUACCAAUUAGAUGUUUACAUCUGUAAAUACACGUCCUUAAACUCCCAUGUUUCCUUCAUCUUUUUUCAUCACUAAACCUGUUUUGAGCUAAUAAAAAAGCUUGCCCUAUAAUUAUCAUGAAUUUUGAUUAAAUGUUCAGGUGUCCAUUCUGCCAGUGCAGUGUCUCUUCCUAGUAUCCCUUGAAGUCAGCUUGUAAGAUUUUGAUAAUGGACAGGGAAGACAUAUUUAAAAUUCAUAAUACCUGAAUCUGCUUUUUAAGUUCUAGUUGCAUGUUAUUUUUAUACUGGUUUUGAUAUUCCCUCUCUUUCACAGUUAAAUUUGCCAUAGUGCAGGGGAGAGAAUAAUUUUUGAAAACUGUGUAUGCUCGAAUAGCUGCUAUUUGGCGGUGGUAAUAUGGAAGUUAAAACACUGGGUGGCACCAAAUUUAAGUUAUUCAUUAAGUUGAAUAACUUGCAAUGUUAUUUUGUAAUUAAAAUUUUUUUAAAGGUGGUUUUGACCCUUCAAAAAUAAAUGCUCAACAUUUGUUAUAUAUAUAUGGUUGGAUCCAGAGUUCCCAUGAACAGAACUCUAUUCACAGGAUGGCUUAUGCAGAUUCUGCCUUUCCUGUCAUCCCUGAAAUGCUGCUCCAGAGAGUUGGGGAAUCUUUUGAAACAGUAUAGGCAGUGGUGCUGCGGGCUGCAGGGGAAAGGGGAAGCUUCCACUGGAUCUCAGUCCCUAUGUGAAUGGAUCCAAUCCAUUUCAAAUACUUUUACACUACAAAAAAUCUUGGAUUGAAUCCAAUGAUGCAUAAGCGGAUUUCUGCAUACUCAGUACGACUUCCCUCUCCUCUCCUCCCCUGCAUGUCGCCCACAACUGCUCUGGAGAGUCCCCCAAUGUUCUGGAGCAGAUUGAGGAUGCACAGGGAUUGCUGUAGGUGUCAGGAGAGUUACUGGAAGUUCAAUUGCCCAUGCCAAAGUCUGUUGUGCAAACAGAACUGCAGUGUUGGAUACAACCUAUUAUUUUUAAAGAACAAAGGUUUUAAUUUUAAAUUCCAUCAGUUAUGAGGUACAAGUGAAUAAAGAUUUUUAUACUCUGAAUUAGCAUAUAUAAAUGAGAUGAAUGUCAAGUUCUGAACAUUUCUACCUGAAAUUAACUAGCUGGAGAAACAAAUUAAAUGAGCAUUUUCAGUUUGAGUGGGAGUGGUGCACCUAAAAAAGUUUAAUAA